This is a messenger RNA of Amborella trichopoda, 2321 nucleotides long. RefSeq names its product monocopper oxidase-like protein SKU5. Gene Ontology annotation, molecular function: oxidoreductase activity; copper ion binding. The record is from RefSeq and is a predicted model, not a curated record. Lineage: Eukaryota; Viridiplantae; Streptophyta; Magnoliopsida; Amborellales; Amborellaceae.
CUGUAAUUGCUUUCCAACUCACUCUUAGCUCCUCUCUCUUUCUCUCUCAUCUGUCUCUCGCUUCGUGCGCCUUCUCUUCCUUUCCUCUCACUGUUGAUCUUCCUCGUUCUCAAUCUGCUUCUUCCUCCCUCUCUUCUGAGAUAUGUAAAGAGAAAGAAGGAAAGGUAAUGGCGCAGUUUGGAUUUGUACUUGUGAGUUUUCUCUCUGUUUCUCUGCUACUUGGUCUCAGUCAUGGCGGAGACCCCUUCGAUUUUCUUGAUUGGGACUUCUCCUACAUCACUGCUUCUCCUCUAGGCGUCAAGCAGCAGGUGAUUGGGAUUAAUGGGAAGUUUCCUGGCCCUACUGUCAAUUGGACUACGAAUUGGAACGUGGUUGCGAAUGUUAAUAACAAUUUAGAUGAGCCUUUACUAAUCACAUGGAAUGGCAUACAGCACAGGAGGAAUUCUUGGCAAGAUGGGGUGUUGGGUACAAAUUGCCCAAUCCCUGUUGGGUGGAACUGGACUUACCAGUUUCAGGUUAAAGACCAAAUUGGGAGCUUUUUUUACUUCCCGUCAACUCGUUUCCAAAGAGCAGCAGGAGGAUAUGGAGGGAUUAUCGUUAAUAACAGGGCCAUUAUAGCGGUACCUUUUGGCACCCCAGAUGGGGAUAUUGCCAUCUUUAUUGGUGAUUGGUAUACACGAAAUCACACGGUUGGUAACCUCAACCAUGAUUUGAGACAAGCACUUGAUGAUGGUAAAGACCUGGGCAUGCCAGAUGGUGUUCUCAUUAAUGGGAAGGGUCCCUAUCGUUACAAUGAUACACUUGUUCCAGCCGGCAUUGAUUAUGAGACUAUACUUGUCCACCCAGGUAAAACAUAUCGAAUUCGGGUACAUAAUGUUGGAGUCUCCACUAGUCUCAACUUCAGGAUCCAGAAUCACAACAUGGCUCUUGUAGAGACAGAAGGCUCAUACACAAACCAAGUGAAUUUCACAACCAUGGAUAUACAUGUGGGCCAGUCUUACUCUUUCUUGGUCACUAUGGAUCAGAAUGCUAGUAGUGAUUACUAUAUCGUGGCGAGUGCUCGGUUUGUGAAUGAAACAACAUGGGCUAGAGUUACAGGUGUAGCUAUAUUGCACUAUUCCAAUUCCAAAGGUCCCGCCUCUGGCCCUCUUCCAGAUCCACCUAAUGAUUUUUAUGACAAAACUUGGUCAAUGAAUCAGGCGAGAAAUGUCAGGUGGAAUGUUUCUGCUGGUGCUGCGCGACCGAAUCCUCAGGGUUCCUUCAGAUAUGGUUCAAUCAAUGUGACUCAACUCUAUGUGUUAAAAAACAAACCGCCCGUUAUGAUAGGAGGGAAGCGUCGGACUACAUUGAAUGAGAUAUCGUUCAGUUAUCCCCCCACUCCUCUUAAGCUUGCGGACCGCUAUAACAUUUCAGGUGUCUAUAAGAUGGAUUUCCCAACACGGCCCACUAAUGGCCCACCAAGGAUUGGAACAUCCAUCAUUAAUGGUGAUUACAAGGGAUUCAUGGAGAUCAUCUUACAAAAUAAUGAUACCUCAGUUCAAAAUUAUCACAUGGAUGGUUAUGCUUUCUUUGUUGUUGGGAUGGACUAUGGAGAGUGGACAGAGAACAGCAGAGGAUUAUAUAAUAAGUGGGAUGGAGUUGCUCGUUGCACUACCCAGGUGUUCCCAGGUGCAUGGACAGCGAUUCUAGUUUCACUUGAUAAUGUUGGCAUGUGGAACCUACGUGCUGAGAAUUUGGACACAUGGUACCUUGGCCAGGAAGUUUAUAUCAGGGUUUUCAACCCAGAGAUUAACAACAAGACAGAGUUGCCAGUUCCUGAUAAUGCCUUAUAUUGUGGGGCUCUUGCACACUUGCAAAAGCCCCAAGAUCACCAUUCCAAGUCUCUGGGGUCGUCUUUGAUGACUAAUGGGAGAGAAAAGAUACUGUUUCCUGUGCUUGUCCUGCUCAUUGGGGCUGUCAUUAUGUUUUGAUUCCAGAAAAGAGUUUUCCUUUUGAUUGAUUAGAGAGAAUGAUAGGGAAGACAAUGGACUUGGCUUGAUUGAGUGUUUAACUGUUCAUGUUAUGUGCGGAUAGAGAGGCCUGUUGAUAUGAUUUCUUUGGUGGUUUUGACGCGUUUGUUACAAUGGUUGUCUGGUUCUACAUCCCAUUGUGAUACCCAUGUAAUUUGGGGUUAUUCGGGUUGCAGUGCUACCUAUUUUUUCUCUUUUCUUUUUCCUUGAAAUUCAUGUACUGAAGAUUCAAUUCAAUUCAACUUCUUAUCCUGGCAUCACCCAAUGGUGAGCUUGUAGUGAAUGAAUGUGGAUUCAAGUUACUGCCUGUUA